Lemur catta (Ring-tailed lemur) is the source of this 2964-nucleotide messenger RNA. Its product is annotated as WD repeat- and FYVE domain-containing protein 4-like. The transcript is spliced from 10 exons. NCBI's taxonomy places the organism in Eukaryota, Metazoa, Chordata, Mammalia, Primates, Lemuridae. The coding region runs from base 1 to 1866 and encodes 621 amino acids. The record is from RefSeq and is a predicted model, not a curated record.
AUGGAGAGUAGGGGCAAGUGGAUGGCAGUUGGCAAAACUGCACUUCAUGGAGGCCACUGGAGCCAGAAAUAUGCACAGUGGCCUACCUUCCUGGUCGGAACUGGGGAUGGGGAAUCACUGGAGCUCAAGUCCUUGGCCAAGGGCAGUCCCUCCGCUUUGACCAUUGGUCUGGAAGGCGCCCUCCCCACCCCAGGACUGGCCGGGGAACACUCUGUGGGCAUCAUCUGCUUUCCCAGUCUCCAAAGGCUGGCAGAAGACGUUUCUGACCAGCUUGCCCAAGAACUACAGAAGGCCCUUGCUGGGAAGCCUGCAGAGAAAGCACGGGUGGCGGCUUGGGAGUUGCUGUCGUGGAAGGGGGACGUGGAUCAGGAUGGUUACCUGCUCCUGAAGUCAGUGUACGUGCUCACGGGGACAGACUCGGAGACACUGGGCAGGGUUGCAGAGUCUGGGCUUCCAGCCCUGCUCCUCCGGUGCCUUUACCUCUUCUUUGCAUUUCCUGUGGAAAAGGAUGAGCUUUUUGAAAAUGAUGUUCAAGUUCAGAGGAUGUUUGUGCAGAUGUUGCUGAACAUUUGCAGCGAGUCUCAAGCUCUGGAGGGACUUCUCUCGGGAAGCGACCUCCAGGCUCUACUGAUGGCCACAACCUGUCUUCGGGAGCACAGCUGCUGCUUCUGGAAAGAGCCCACCUUCUGCGUGCUGAGGGCAAUCUCCAAGGCCCAGAACCUCGGCAUCAUCCAAUACCUGCAGGCCACAGACUGUGUGAGGCUCUCCCUCCAGAACCUCUCCAGGCUGGCAGGCACUCUGCCCGCUCCCGAGGUCAGCGAGGCCGUGAACCUCAUCCUGGGCUUCGUGAAGGACUCCUACCCUGUCUCUGCGACACUGUUCCUGGAGUUUGAGAAUGCGGAGGGCUACCCCCUGCUGCUCAAGGUGUUACUUCAGUAUGACGGGCUGCCCCAGAGCGAAGUGGACCCACACCUGGAGGAGCUCGUUGGGCUGGUGGUGUGGCUGACGACCUGUGGGAAGUCAGAGCUGAAGGUGUUUGACAGUGUCACUUACCCUCAGCUUGAAGGCUUCAAGUUCUACCAGGAGGCUUCUGGGGUGACUGUUAAGAAUCUUCAGGCCUUCCAGGUCCUGCAGAAUGUCUUCCACAAAUCCAGCAACUCUGUCCUCUGCACGCAAGUCCUGUCGGCCGUCAGGACCAUGUGGGCCUGGAAUGCUCGAAACUUCUUCCUGCUGGAGUGGACCCUGCAGCCCAUCUCCCAAUUUGUGGAGCUCGUGCCCCUGAAGCCGGCCCUGGUACAGGUGCACUUCUUCCGGCUGCUGGAGGCCCUGGUGUUCGAGCUGCACUACGUGCCCCACGAGAUCCUGCGGAAGGUGCAGCAUCUGAUCAAGGAGAGCCCCGAGCCAUCCUGCACUCUUGUGGCCCUGCAGAGCAUCCUCAGUAUCGCUGGUGGGGACCCGCUCUUCAGUGACAUCUUCCGGGACUCGGGGCUCCUGGGCAUGCUGCUGGCGCAGCUGCGGAGACAGGCCAAGAUCAUGAGGAAGUCAGGAAACAAAGAGUCUGCUUCCGGUGUUCAGGAUCUGGAAAGAGAACUCACCUGUGUGAUGCUGAGAACUGUGGCCACGCUUCUGAAAGGGUCGAUUCGGAAUGCAGUUGUCCUGAAAGACCACGGAAUGGUGCCCUUCAUCAAGAUCUUCCUGGACCACGAGUGCUACCGGGAGACCUCGCUCAGCAUCUUGGAGCAGCUGUCAGUCAUCAACACCGAGGAGUACAUGAGCAUCACUGUGGGUGCUCUGUGCUCAUCCACUCAAGGGGAGCUGCAGCUGAAACUGGAUCUCCUCAAGGUGACUUCGAGUCUUCCUUUAUGAUUGGCUUUUCCGUGGGUAUUCACCACGUUUGCCACAUUUGCUCUUGCGUGUGUUUAUUCAGCAGGCCACUGUAUAGGUAGGGAGCACCCUGUAUGAGGUAGUGUUAAGUGCUGUAACAGGUAAGUCCCACAUUCUCAGUAGCCUGGCACAUUGGAAAUGUCUUUCUGAUGUACAGUCCAAUCAAUGAUUGGGGAUUGUCAUAGAAGGACAGCUGUCACCUGAGCCUUACUCAGCCAGCAGGUAAGGUAAGAGAGAAUUGCACAGUGCAUUCUUAUUCAGGUGUAGAACUGGCAUGCCUUAACCUCUGUCUCCAAUUUUCUUUGGGCAGAACUAGCCUGGGAGUAAGAGGUCCCAGGAAAUGUAGUCCCUGGUAGGCAGCUACUUCCUAGCAACACUGUAGACUGUGGAGGUGGAGCCUGAACGAGUGGUGACCAAACAGCUCCAUUGGUGACUUGACUAGCAUUUAUUGAGCAUCUGUGAAUUACCAGGCCUGGUGCAGAGUGCCUGGGACACGCAGUGGAAUACAGCCUUGCCAUCUGGGAGAUUAUAGACUGGUGAUAAUGAUAAGUGAGCAGUGGUUACAUGCAAUGUGGUAAAUCCCUGUUAGACACUGAGCGCAGGCUGCUGUGGGAAAGAGAAGUAGGAGAGACCAGCUUUGGUUUACCUGGUUGAGGAAGGCUCAUGGGGGAGAGAACCUGGGAGCUGAGAAAAAGAGGCAAAACACAGUGAAAGGUGUGGGGACAGUGGGGACAGAGGGGCAAGCAAGGUUGGGUUGUCAUGUUUGGGUAACAGAAGUAUGUGUUUUUGUAUUAUUGUUAAUGAUCAUCAAAUUAUCUUAAAAUAAUUAAAGAAAUACAGUAAAUACCGUCCCUACCAUCUUUUCUAUCUUACAGCUUACACAGUUUUGUUGCUGUUCUUCCUUUUCAUUCCUUUUGUCUCUGUGGGUUUAUACAGUGGUCCCCAACCUUUUUGGCACCAGGGACCAGUUUCAUGGAGGACAAUUUUUCCAUGGACUGGGGGCGGGCAAAUGGUUUCGAGACGAUUGAAGCACAUUACAUUCAUUGUGCAGUCAAACCUGUCUGCUAAUGAUAAUCUGUA